CUAAAGAACCACACAGCAGCAAACAUCUCCUUCUCAAACUAGUAAUAUAUACUAUUAUUCAUCCAUUCCAUUCUAUAUAUUUCAUAAUGGGUGUUUUCACAUUCGAGGAUGAAACCACCUCUCCUGUGGCUCCUGCUACCCUUUACAAAGCUCUAGUUACGGAUGCUGACAACGUCAUCCCAAAGGCUGUUGACGCCUUCAGGAGUGUUGAAAACGUUGAGGGAAAUGGUGGCCCCGGAACCAUCAAGAAGAUCACUUUCCUUGAGGAUGGAGAAACCAAGUUUGUGUUGCACAAAAUAGAAGCGAUUGAUGAGGCUAACUUGGGAUAUAGCUAUAGCGUAGUUGGGGGAGAUGGGUUGCCAGACACAGUGGAGAAGAUCACAUUCGAAUGCAAAUUGGCUGCUGGCGCCAACGGAGGGUCUGCUGGGAAGCUAACUGUCAAAUACCAAACCAAAGGAGAUGCUCAGCCCAACCAAGACGACCUCAAAAUUGGCAAAGCCAAGUCUGAUGCUCUUUUCAAGGCCGUUGAGGCUUACCUUUUGGCCCAUCCUGAUUACAACUGAUCCUCUUCAUCACUAUUCAGUCAGCAACGACCUUGCUUUAUAUUAUAUACAAGAGUUUUCUUGCCUUGUGUGGAGCUUUAUCCAAUCACUGUGUGUGGUGUGUGCUUAAGUUAAAAACUUGCCUUCCAAUUAAUGUAACGAGUGUUUCCUUUCUCAUUUCCUUUUGCCACAGAAUUGUGAGAGUCAGUUGAUAUCUUUGUAUGUGACUUCAAUAAAUUUUAAUAAAAGAAAGCAUCAUUUAAACUUUU
This is a messenger RNA of Glycine soja, 811 nucleotides long. Its product is annotated as stress-induced protein SAM22-like. Gene Ontology annotation, molecular function: abscisic acid binding; signaling receptor activity; protein phosphatase inhibitor activity. The coding region runs from base 87 to 563 and encodes 158 amino acids. Lineage: Eukaryota; Viridiplantae; Streptophyta; Magnoliopsida; Fabales; Fabaceae. Gene Ontology annotation, cellular component: nucleus; cytoplasm. Gene Ontology annotation, biological process: abscisic acid-activated signaling pathway; defense response. The transcript is spliced from 2 exons. The record is from RefSeq and is a predicted model, not a curated record.